Messenger RNA from Aphanomyces astaci, 564 nucleotides. RefSeq lists its product as hypothetical. Lineage: Eukaryota; Oomycota; Saprolegniomycetes; Saprolegniales; Verrucalvaceae. The record is from RefSeq and is a predicted model, not a curated record. Bases 6 to 515 code for a protein of 169 amino acids. The transcript has a single exon.
UCGCCAUGUUCCGCUCGCUCGUUCUCAAGCCUGCCGCCGCCGCCGCGCGCUUCGUGCACACGGAAGCCCACAUCAAGGAACUCGGAUAUGUCCUUCCCGCCGUCGCCACCCCCAAGGGUAACUACCGCAACUCGGUGCGGUCGGGCAACCUCAUCUUCACGGCUGGACACUUGCCGCAACCCGCGGGCGGGGAGCUCAUCAAGGGCAAGAUCGGCGUGGACCUGACUGCCGAACAAGGCUAUGAAGCCGCGCACCACGUCGCGCUUGCGCUCGUGGCGACGUUGAAGCAAGAACUCGGCGACUUGGACCGCGUCAAGCGCAUCGUCAAGGUCGUGGGGUUUGUCAAUUGCGUCGACGGGUUCACCGCGCAGCCGUCUGUCAUUAACGGCACGUCCGACACCCUCGUCAAGAUCUUUGGGGACCGUGGCAUUCACGCGCGUUCGGCCGUCGGGACCAACGCGUUGCCGCUUGGCAUUCCUGUAGAAGUCGAAAUCAUCGUCGAAAUCCAAGAUUAAGCGUCUCUCCAUAGCAACAAGACUACAUGUAACGAACGUUCUCAUAUCA